Xenia sp. Carnegie-2017 is the source of this 4422-nucleotide messenger RNA. RefSeq lists its product as uncharacterized. The coding region runs from base 646 to 4038 and encodes 1130 amino acids. The record is from RefSeq and is a predicted model, not a curated record. Lineage: Eukaryota; Metazoa; Cnidaria; Anthozoa; Malacalcyonacea; Xeniidae. The transcript has 3 exons.
ACUGUUACACAAUAUAUGUUUGGCCAUGCAAAUUUCUUUGUAUGAUGAAUGGCUCUUAGCUAUAUGUGUUUUUUGUCUAAAAAUUUGCAAAUAAAGUACGUAGCUUUAGGUUUAGGUUUUACUUCACAAAACAAAAACAACACAUGCCUGAGACGUGUUCGCGGGGCAAUCCACCAUACUUAAUUAAGACGAUGUAAAAUAUUGAAACGAACACAUGCUGAAGCGCGUUGCUAUUUACUCGUAUAUAAGCUAUGGAAACGCUAGAAAUGUUUCAUCGUUUAUUAUUAUUGAAAGAUAACAAUAACUUGACAGACCAUUUCCCCACUCAAAAGCAAUUUGUUAAAUACGCUAAAGUCUGCCAUGUGACAAAGGCAAGACGAUAUUUUUGUAGCUGAAGUGUGACAAUACACACCCGUAACAUUCAACCAGACGAUGCGUUACACAAACAAAAGAAAACAACCAUAAAAUGACAAACACUUGCAUUUAGAAUAGAAUCGAGUAAACGCUUGUUGACUAUCAUUGUAAAAUAAUAAAACUCAGCAACUCGAGGUAAACAUAGGAUAAUUUUAUAUAGAUUUCCCGCAGUGCACGAAUCGUAAACGAGGCGUACUUGUGAUUUCUUUUAGAUGCAAUAGAUGAUCAGGGAUGACUUCAACUUCUUUAAUAUUCGGCGUAUUUUGUGUUUUCACGAUAUUCUUGUCGGGAUUGGAAACAAAAAAUAUACACGUGUCAAACACUGCAUAUACUGAUGCGAAAGGUUGUGGGGAAGAAGAUCAACCAUGUCCAUCAAUAAUAGAAGCAGUUAAGAUUGCGAAAGAAAAUGAUGUUAUAAAAAUCUUGGCAACGAAGAAACCUUAUAAAGAAUGCCCAAUUGUUCUAACCAAGCCCCUGAAGUUGACUGGUCAUCACAAUGCCCCCCUUAUAGAUUGCAACGGCUUGGAUUUUCUGAAGGUGAAAAUAACGAAGAGUCUGACAAAACUAAACAACGUAAAAAUUGCAAAUAUGAAAAUCACAAAUUCAAACAUUGCAUUCUCAUUUUCGGUGCCUACAUACAAAGUGUAUUUGUUUCUUGAAAAUGUAAAUCUUCAUAAAAACAAUAUCGAUGUUUAUUGGAGAAAUUCUCAGUUGUGUUACCUGACGAUGGACAAAGUAAAAAUAAUUGGUGAAUCGGGAAAUGCUAUUGAAAUGGCAGGUUGUAACCAAACCGUUCUCAAACUGACAGCGACGAAGUUUUAUGGCAAAUAUAUAAACGUAAGAUCGACAGACCAAAGCUGGAUAUUGAGACUGACUCUAAAAAACGCACUUUUUGACAUGAGCAGUCGGUUGAUCCAUAAAACACAAAAAACCGAUGACACGGUUGAAACUUCACCUCUUCAUAUCGUCACAGCUUUGAAAAAAAAUAUUGUGAAUAUAUUCCAGUCGCACUUCCUGAAUCAUUUCGGGAGAAAAAACUCCAUGAUAAACAUCACUUCUUGUCAGAAAUGGUUCAAAAAACGAGAGAAAAGAGCAAAGUACCCCGCUUCUAUCAACAUCAACGUAUUUAACACGAACUUCACAAAUAAUACAGUUGAAAAUGGCACUGGCGCGGCUAUGUGGUUUAAUUUAUCGAACUGGCUAACGACAAAACCGCAUAUUCUCUUGAUUAGAGACUCCACUUUUAUCAAAAAUAAAGCUGUCAGCGGUGGGGCGGUGUGGUUCUCCGACUGGAAAAACAAGAGUGUCCAAUUUGAUAAGUGUGAAUUCGUAGAGAACGAGGCAUCCGUGAGCGGGGGAGCAUUACAUGCAUCGGGAGGCCGAUUCAACAUCAAAGUCUCAAGAUUUGAAAAUAAUGCGGCAUCCAAAGCUGGAGGUACCAUUUUCUUCGGGAAUGUAGGGGAAAAACCGUCGACAAUAAAUUUUGACAACUCGACAUUUAAAAACAGACCGUCUUCAUGGAAUCCCAUUGAAGGGGGUAUUAUAUACAUUGACAAGGCCGAAUCAACAUUCAAAAGGAAAGUUAAAUUCGAUAUUGCUUCAAACAACAUGGGCAAGCCUAUAUUUUUUUACGAUGGUAAUCCCUCGGUUUUAAAGAUGAACAGCAUCAGUGAAUUUCACUGUCCAAAAGGAUACAGCUACGAAGAAACGCUUUACACGUACAAAAUUGAAAUGAAGAAACCGUAUAAGGGAGAAGACCUCCAAACUUAUCACAGAUUUUCUUUCGUAUGUAAACCUUGUCAAGACAUGUUUUACACAAUGUCACGUGGACGGUAUAUUACCAAGGGAACGAAGAAAGACGCGAAAUGUCACCCAUGUCCGGACGGAGCAUCGUGUAACGGUACAAUCCGAGCCAAAGCAAAUUUUUGGGGAAGAGUGGUCGGUGAAAAGGUUGAAAUGCUGCCUUGCCCCAAAGGUUAUUGUUGUGAUCGUGAACCUUGCUUGAGUUAUGAUGUCUGUCGUGAAUAUAGAACAGGAACAUUAUGCAGUCAUUGUUCUCAAGGUUACACGGAAACAAUGAGCUCAACAAAAUGUCAUCGUAAUGAGAUUUGCAAUGGAGCUUGGUGGUUUUGGCCUCUUGCUAACCUUGGCAUCAUCUUCUUUUUGCUUUGCUUUUAUCAAGAGGUGAUAACGUUUCUUACCAAAUGGUUACUAUGGAGUGAUAGCAGUGUUAUUGGCAGUGAUGCUUGCGAGUACAGACCUAACGAACGAAAUCUUGACGAAACAAAAAGCGAAACAGAAAAUGAUUCUAGAAGCUCUCGCGAAGCAAUAGAAGUUGUUUUACCCCGACAACCGUACGGUGGUAUUCAAGAAAGCGAUGAUUACAACAACACGGGAGGUUUUUUGAAAGUUUUUUACUACUUCUAUCAGGUUGUAUUUCUUAUCCGUCUUAAUUCUGUUGUCGAAACUUCUUCCAUAACAAACAAUAUCUUAGACUUCCUGAUGCCAUUGAUCAAUUUUCAGUUCUCAAACUUCUGGGCAUGCGCAGGCAGAAAUCUCACGCCGGUGAGGAAGGUUGUUUUGAAGAACAGCGUUGCCUUCUGGUUGUUCAUCUUUAUAUUACUAUCAUAUUGUGUGUAUCGUUUCGUAAAGGGAUGUCGGGGUAUUCAAAUUGAUGAUUUACCUAACUUCAAAUCGCGAUCCUUCCCUGUUCGUUUGGUAGGCAUGACUGUUCACGUCAGUCUUUUGUCUUACAUUGCUCAAACACAAUUGAUUGGGCAACUUUUGGAUUGUGUCAAUAUUGGCAAUGAAAAGGUGCUCUAUAUUAGUGGUUCUAUCAAAUGUUACACUCCAUGGCAAGUGUUACUGUGGAUAUAUUUUUUCGCGAUCACCAUUCUUUAUCCGGUCGCCCUUUUACUCGGUUCAAUACUACUGCGUCAAAAAAGAAUCACUCACAGAGAGUUCAUUUGCGCUUGUUUCGUUCCUUUACUUGUAAUGCUCAUAUGGGCUUAUAAAUCCUAUCUUCAUUGGAGAAAGGUGAUGAACUGGGAACAGUUGCCAAACGAAAAUGACCCUUAUAGAGAUAAGAUCAAUUACAUCCUGCAAUAUCCAUACAAAUCGCGGCAAUUCGUCCAUGCCACUAUCGUGGAACAUUUACGUGAAAACUGGGAGACUGUCCUGAUUUCUCGACGACUAAUUCUUGUCCUUUUCUUCAUUUUUACUAAAUCAUAUUUCAUGCAGGCCUUCUGGUUCAUUAUUGCAUCAACAUUGUUUCUGUGGAUGCAUGUUUUUGUUCAACCAUAUAAGAACAACACCGUAAACAAGCUUGAUAUGAUCGCUUUAAGCAUUAUAGUGAUUUUAUCCAGUCUAAGUCUUGUGGAAGUAAUGUACCACAAUGCAAGCCUUGUCAUUCAAAGCGAGAUUGAAAUGAUAAAAAAGCUAGAAAGUUGGUUCUUGGCAUGCCUUCCUUUCGUUCUUAUUGUGUUGGUUUUUGCGCCACGCUUUAAGUACUGUUUCCUUAAGUGGGGGAUUUCCAAGCGCAAGAAGAAAAAUAUUGAAAAAGCAAACAAUACAAUAAUUGUUAGCGGCCAAGUAGCCAACGAAGGAUCACCACUGUCACCAUGACAAUAACGGAGUAAGCAGCUAUAUGUUUCUCUCUGUUAUCUAUGUCCGCACGACUUUUGGGAUAAAAUAGUUGCACAAAAACUUGCAUAGUUUAUAGUAUGAAUAUUUUUGUUAAGAAGUGCUUUGUGCACUUUUCACCUCUGAAGCUAUGAGUCAAUAAGAUCACUAUCUAUAAAAGUACCAGGAAUGUCAAUUUCUGAUAGAAAUGCCGGAUUAUGUGACUAUCAAAGACUGUCCUCACUUCUUGUAUUUCAAUAUUGUUAAAUAAUGAUAGCUUCGAUAAUUUUGAAUAAUUUUGAAUUUUUGUGUUUCUACUUAGGAGUUAGUUUACAAUGAAAAUAAUGAAAUGAAUAAAAUACUGCCAUUAGAGUUUACCUCUUUUAA